This is a messenger RNA of Rana temporaria (common frog), 2135 nucleotides long. RefSeq names its product solute carrier family 2 member 8 (gene SLC2A8). Lineage: Eukaryota; Metazoa; Chordata; Amphibia; Anura; Ranidae. The transcript has 11 exons. Bases 218 to 1729 code for a protein of 503 amino acids. The record is from RefSeq and is a predicted model, not a curated record. Gene Ontology annotation, biological process: transmembrane transport. Gene Ontology annotation, cellular component: membrane. Gene Ontology annotation, molecular function: transmembrane transporter activity.
AGGGGCCAAUCAGUGUCACGUGCUGGCCAGUGAAAGGAAUCAUGUGAUCACUGUAUGUCCACAUCAAUUUAGAGGAGUGCAGUGGGGAUCGGGGUGAUUGUAGGAUACAUGAUCUGUGUGUGUCGGGGGUGUUAUACAGCGUAGUGAUAUGGUGACAUCAUGAGACGAGCUGUGCUCUAAGAUCCAGUGCUCUGCUCUUUACUCUGAAUACAGGAAGAUGGACGGCGAGGAUCUCCAACCCCUCCUUGUACCGUCUCCCACUGAAGACCAACUGACACACCAGAGCUCCUAUCUGAGGAAGGUGCGGAACAGAAAUCUGUAUUUGGCCACAUUGGCUGCUGUAUUGGGUCCUCUGAGCUUUGGUUUUGUCCUGGGUUUCAGCUCUCCAGCCAUCUCUGAUCUGAAGAAUGCAGACGAUCCACGUUUAAUAUUGGAUAAGGGCACAGCAUCCUGGUUUGGAUCUAUUGUCACCAUUGGAGCUGCCGUUGGAGGACUGUUUGGAGGCUGGAUGGUGGACCGGAUAGGCCGAAAGGUCACGCUUAUGAUCUGCUCUAUCCCAUUUGUUUUGGGCUUCACCUUGAUCAUAUCCGCACAGAAUGUCUGGAUGUUACUGGGAGGACGACUGGUUUCUGGGUUGGCCAGUGGCAUAACUUCAUUGGUAGUACCUGUAUAUAUAUCGGAGACUUCCCACCCUAGAGUUCGAGGGCUGCUGGGCUCUUGUGUGCAGUUGAUGGUGGUCACUGGAAUUGUUGGAUCCUACAUUGCAGGAAUGUUCCUGGAUUGGCGCUGGCUUGCAGUGCUCUGCUCCGUGCCACCUGUCAUUAUGGCACUAUUUAUGAUCUUCAUGCCAGAGACCCCACGGUACCUUAUCAGUCAAAACAAGCGGGCCGAGGCCUUGUCUGCGCUCAGCUUUCUGCGGGGGCCAAAUGUAGACCAUGAAUGGGAGUACCGACAGAUUGAGUCCAGUGCAGACCAGAAGGAAGGUAGUCUGAAGGUGACAGAUCUCUGGAAUCCAUCCAUUUAUAAGCCAUUCCUCAUUGGGAUUUUCCUAAUGUUUUUCCAACAGUUCACUGGCAUCAACGCGAUUAUGUUCUAUGCUGACAUGAUCUUCGAAGAAGCUAAUUUCAAGAACAGCAGCCUGGCCUCUGUCAUUGUAGGGUUGAUCCAGGUGGUGUUCACGGCUGUGGCGGCUCUCAUCAUGGACAGGGCAGGAAGAAAAAUUCUAUUAAUUAUUUCAGGUACCAUCAUGGCUGUCAGCGCCACCCUGUUUGGGGUGUACUUUAAAAUUAUGGAGAUGCAUGCGCAGAAUGCCUCCAGUGUCCUACCUGUGACAGCUAUGCCCGAUGGCACAGGUGAGCAAUUGGCAUGGCUCCCCCUGGCCAGCAUGGCCCUCUUUAUUUCUGGUUUUGCAAUCGGCUGGGGUCCCAUUCCCUGGCUGGUCAUGUCCGAGAUCUUCCCUCUGCGUGCAAGGGGUGUGGCCAGUGGAGUGUGUGUCAUUACUAAUUGGGGCUGCGCUUUCCUGGUGACAAAGGAGUUUCAGGACAUGAUGGAUUCAAUGACUUCCUAUGGGACAUUCUGGUUAUUUGCAGCUAUCUGUGCCCUCAAUGUUCUUUUUACGGUUCUUUACGUCCCUGAGACCAAGGGGAAAAGUCUGGAACAGAUUGAAUCUCACUUUCAAUCUGGACAGAGCACAACAAGAUUUGGAUCAUUCUCCAAUACAAUUCAGUAACUGUAAAAUUGUUUCCUGGUGGAAGGUACUGUAUCUUACAAAGAUUUAUUUAUACUGAAAAGAUCUGAAAGCAUAUUUGAGUUCGGGGCUGCCAUUAAAAAAAACUAUUUGCUCAACGCAUCUGGAGUCGGCUGCACUGAACCCAAAGGAUGCCUUAUGUUUUGGAUAAGGGUGGCUACCUGCAACUCUUCUGGAAUACAUAUCAAGAGAACUCAAUGAAGAAUAUAUUACUGAGAUAUGUAGCAUCAAGACUUCUGAUUUGGACCAUAAAUUCAUUUUUAUUCUUAUGGCUGGAGUGGGGUGAGCCAUGCCAGUCAGGCUCCACCCAAUCUGAAGCAGAAGGUAUAAUGUGAAGCUAGAGCUGCUGAUGGCAGAGCAAUAAAAUCCAAAUGAGUGUUUACCUCCA